CCGACUCACGGGUGGGGGAAGCAGGGGGGAGGCGCCGACCAGUGGCCGCUCCGGUAAGGUUAAUGAGGAUGUCGAGAGCAGAUUCCAGCAUUUGGCAAACAGAGCCAUGGAGGCAUCGCUGGAUUGUAAGGUUAAUGAGGAUGCCGAGAGCAGAUUCCAGCAUUUGGCAAGUUCACUACAAAAUGAUGGUAUGCAGUUAAACAGAGCCAUGGAGGCAUCACUGGAUUAUAUGUCUGGAAACAACUACGCCGCAGCCUCUUCUUCGCAGAUGCUAAACGUGGGUGAUGAAGCUGUGGAACUGUCGUCACGUCAUGACGGUCCCAACAUCUUGGGCACAUACAAGGAUGGGCAGAACAACUACACAUCCACUGGUCAUGACGAGUCCGGCACCGCCACAAAUCCUGAAGAUGCGACCGAUCGCGAUGAAGGGACCGGCCAAGGGGGCCAGGCAGCUGGACAACCCAAAAGGCAACGUAAGCCUAGGCGCCGAAACAUGCUCGGCACUAAUAGGAUUGUUAUCAACCGAGUGUCUGAGGAGGGUCUACCUGUUAGUCCCAAGAAGGCCUACAUGAAGGCCCUAGGCUGCAUCCUUCGCGAAACUGUGAGCAUUAAUGAAACCAAUCUCAGGUCGAAAGCGAACGAGAAUUUGCGAGCGCUCCUCAUAUCGAAGCUGCACACUCAUUACAAGUUCCCGGAUGAGUCCCUAGACGAGACCACUCCGGUAAAUAACAGAGCCCUCUGCAAGUGGUCCAAGCUUUUGAGUAGUUGGAAAUCCAAGGCCAAAAGCGAAUACCUUAAGAAAGAUUACGAAACUGAGAUAAAAAAGAUCUGGCCUUUGGUUUCCGAGGAGGACUGGAACCUGUUCAAGCAGCACUGUGAGACCCCUGAAGUCAAGGAGAUGGAAAAAUGGGGAAAGGAUAUGUGGGCUAAGAGCAUUGGUAACCGCACCCUUGGCAGCCGUGGUUACCCAGGGAAGAAGCCAAAGUGGGACAAGCAGGACACUGAGUUCGGUGCAGCUGGCAACUAUCCUGUCAUGGUGCCAGAGACGAGUAGGAGGGUGCACGCAUCGGAGACCGCGUUGCCCUCGGCGCAGCACCCUCGACUCACGCGCGCUGGAAGCAGGGUGGAUGCACCGACCAGUGGCCGCUCCGGUCAGGUUAAUGAGGAUGUCGAGAGCAGAUUCCAGCAUUUGGCAGGUUCAGUACAAAAUGAUGUUAUGCAGUUAAAGGCAGCGACCGGAGAGGACGAGGGAGGUGUGCACAUCCAAGACCUUGUUGUCGUCGUUCCACGAAUGACGAGGAGGAGGGCGAGGGAGGCAUGCGCACCGGAGACUGCGUUGCCGUCGUUGCAGCGCACUCGACUCACACGCGGUGGAAGCAGGGGGGAGGCCCCGACCAAUGGCCGCUCCGAUAUUUCUGGAAACGACUCCGCUGCAGCCUCUUCUUCGCGGACGAUAAGCGCGGGUGAUGAAGCUGUAGAACCGUCAUCACGUCAUGGCGGCCCCGACGCCUUGGGCACAUACACAGAUGGGCAGGACGACUACACAUCCACUGUUCAUGAUGAGUCCGGCACCGCCACAAAUCCUGAAGAUGCAACCGAUCGCGACGAAGGGACCGGCCAAGGGGACCAGGCAGCUGGACAACCUAAAAAGCAACGCAAACCUAGGCGCCCAAACAUGCUUGGCACCGAUAGGAUUGUUAUCAACCGAGUGUCUGAGGCUGGUCUACCUCUUAGUCCCAAGAAGGCUGAACAAGGUUACAGUAAUGGCCUAGGCUGCAUCCUUCGCGAAACCGUGAGCAUUAAUGAAACCAAUCUCAGGUCGAAAGCCAAUGAGAAUUUGCGAGCACUCCUCAUAUCGAAGCUGCACACUCAUUACAAGUUCCCGGAUGAGUCCCUAGACGAGACCACUCCGGUAAAUAACACAGCCCUCUGCAAGUGGACCAAGCUUUUGAGUAGUUGGAAAUCCAAAGCCAAAAGCGAAUACCUUGAGAAAGAUUACGAAACCGAGAUAAAAAAGAAGUGGCCUUCGGUUUCUGAGGAGGACUGGAACCUGUUCAAGCAGCACUGCGAGACCCCUGAAGUCAAGGAGAUGGAGAAAUGGGGGAAGGAAAUGCGGGCAAGGAACAUUGGUCACCACACCCUUGGAAGCCGUGGUUACCCAGGGAAGAAGCCGAAGUGGGACAAGCAGGACGCUGAGUUUGCUGCAGCAGGCAUACCAAACCCCUUCAAGGAAUUUGAAAACCCGCGUGAAAAUGAUUACAUCAGGGGCCGGUGCAAAUACGAUGAAGAGACUAAGACAUGGGUAUUGGACGAGAAGACGGCGAAAGUCAAGGAACUCCUGAGGCAGUAUCAUGUGGAAUCUCAAAGCUCCCAGGAGUCGGAGUCCUCGGCAAGGUGGGACGACCCUCUGAACAGGUCGAUCAACGUGGUGCUCGGCAAGGACCCGAAAACGAGGCCGGCUUAUGGUCGUGUGAACGGCGUCGGGCUGAAUGAAAAAUGGGACACGCAUUAUCCCGAAGACCGCGAGCUUGCGAGGCAGAGAAGGAGAGCCGGCCGAGCUAGUUUUGAAUCCAGAUUGGCUGGAAUGAGAGAAGAACUUAAAGAAGAAAUGAGAGAGGAAGUCGAGGUGAAAGCCAAAGCCAUGGCGACAGCACAAGUCAUGGAAAUGUGGCCCGAUCUAAUUGAGGCCGUCAAGCGAAGUUUAGCAUCGGGGCAAACAGCGCCACCAUCAUCCUCUGUCACGUUGGCGCCGGCCAAUGUCAUUUUGGAGAAAGAGCCGCGUCCUGGUGCACAUCAUAGCAGCCGCUCUGCCCCUUUCAUGGGCUAGAGAUCGUCGCUGGCUGAUGUCGAGCCCUAACGGAAGACACUGCGCGCACUCUCCUCGCCAGGGUGAAGGACCAAACGGCACGAUGCUGAACCUAAUAAGUUUGAUGCAAGUUUGGAUUUUCAUCUUCUUCAUACUUUGUGUGGAAUACUGCUAUGUUACAUUGGCUGCUAGGGCUCAUUAUUAUGUUUGUGUUCAUCCUUUGUUGAGAGAGGACUCCCUAGUUUGUAUGUACCUUUUGUGCCUGGAGAAGUAUCUAUAAUGACCUUUGAAUAAACUGAAUUUCGAACAUGCACUUCUAACAAGAAUCCCUUUAUACA
Triticum urartu is the source of this 3144-nucleotide messenger RNA. NCBI's taxonomy places the organism in Eukaryota, Viridiplantae, Streptophyta, Magnoliopsida, Poales, Poaceae. The record is from RefSeq and is a predicted model, not a curated record.